UCGCUCGUAACGGCCGCCGUUUCUAGUUGUUAUCUGCUGCUGCGUCUAGAAGAGCACGAUGCGCUACCGCACUCUCGAGAUCCGCUGGCACGACUCGAAGCCCAUUUUGAGCUGCGACUUCCAACCCGUCCCGUUCAAAAAGGCGCGUCCAACACAAGACCGAAAUUUCGCCACUCAGUCAUACAGACUCGCCACAGCUGGAGAAGACAACCAUGUUCGGUUAUGGAUGGUGCACCCAAACAUCAUGCCCACCUCGCUCGCUGAGGACGGCGAGAAAAUCACGCCCCGCCCCGCUCGAGUCGAGUACCUCGCCACGCUCAGCCGUCAUUCGGCCGCUGUCAACGUCGUCCGCUUCUCCCCCAAUGGGGAUCUGAUUGCUUCAGCGGGCGAUGAUGGGAUGAUUAUUGUGUGGGCGCCUACGAGUAGCCCGCCGACGGCAACGUACGGGAGUGACUUGACGGCGGACGAUAUGGUGUAUGAGAAAGAGUAUUGGAAACCGCGACUGACUCUCAGCACCACGAGGAUGCAGGUAUAUGACCUGGCCUGGAGUCCAACGGGAGAGUACAUUAUUGCUGGAAGCACGGAUAAUUGCGCAAGAAUUUGGAGCGUGACGGACGGUAAAUGCGUGCUUGAGAUAGCGGAGCAUAACCAUUACGUCCAGGGCGUCGCUUGGGAUCCCCUCAACGAAUAUGUUGCCACUCAGAGCAGCGACCGUUCGAUGCACAUCUACUCCAUCUCAACCAAGAACGGAGUCUUUGAAGCCCAUGCGGUAGGCAAGAACACUCGCAUGGCAUAUAAUCACAGCCGUACGCCCAGUUCUCAGAGCCGAAUUAAGCUCGCCCGUCGGGAGUCAACGGCAAGUGACGCAGAAUCCAGCGUCAGUGAUCAGUAUAACAAGGAGUCAAAGGACCCCGGCAAGGAUGAUCUUUCUAGUUAUGCCCCGCUCACUCCGGCUACGUCUGUCGCAAGCACGCCCUCUUCGAUGUUUCCUCCGCCGCCACUGGAGAAACCUUCCUCAAGGCGCUCAUCCUUCAGCGGUUCGAAUGCUCCCAGUUCGCCUUCGCAUUACGGUCGCUAUGGUCGCUCUCCAUCACCCAUGCCUCCUUUACCUGCUAUUCGAGCCCUCCCCUCCCCAGCUUGGUCUACCAUUAAGCUCUAUGGGGAGGAAAAUUACACCAAUUUCUUCCGGCGGCUGACGUUCAGCCCGGACGGCGGCCUGCUUAUGACCCCUGCUGGCCAGUUCGAGGACCCCUCAGUCGCCGCUGGAGCGUCAAAAACUCAAGCUGUGAACGAAGACGAAUCAACCACCCCAACUCGCGGACGCAAAACGCGACCAUCCAUCAACACCAAAGACGCUGGGAAAGAGACUCCUUCCUCCACCUCCUCUGUGUACAUUUACACCCGCGCCAAUUUUGCUCGCCCGCCUGUAGCGCAGCUCCCUGGGCACAAGAAAGCCAGUGUCGCUGUUAAAUUCUCCCCCAUGCUGUAUGAGCUCCGCAACGAAGUUCCUGGCAUAGAAGCACCUUCUCAGACUCCGAAGACGGGCACGGUGGAGAAGGGCAAGGAAGGUGACGUCCCAGUGAACAUCACUGGCCCCGUACCUCCCCCAUCCCUCCCGGCGUCUGCGCUCCCCUCACCCAGGACCGAGAAGGGGCCCUCGGGCGCCCCGCUCGCGGCCCCUGCGCCUCAGCAUGUGCCGCCCGAGUCGACGCUGCUUCAAUCCCCUACCCAUGCGCUCAAAACGCCAACACCAUUAACAUCAGCGCCACCCACGCCUGCUCUGAUCGCAGCUGCGGGAACCUCAUCUGGAGCCUCGAGUUCGGGAUCGGUGUUCGCGUUGCCGUACAGGAUGCUUUAUGCCGUGCUUACCAACGACACCGUUACAAUAUACGACACGCAACAAUCCGGGCCUGUUUGCAUGCUCACGAAGCUGCACUACGAUGAAUUCACAGAUGCGACUUGGUCACCAGACGGCCAAUGCCUCAUGAUCUCCUCGCGCGACGGCUAUUGUACUAUCGUCAUUUUCGACGAAAUACUUCCGACGCACCAUACGCAGCAGCAGGCGCUCCAGAUGCAAUCCAUCGCGCACCACAAUUCCGUGCCGCUCACGUACACGCCCUCCUCGCAGACUACCGGCCUCCCGUCAUCCACAUCCUCCCAUGCACCAACACCGUCGUCGUCGUCGGUGCCCCUCAAGCGGAGCGAACCGUCGACGCCGCUGCAGACGGCGGAGGACGCGCCUACACCUGCCCCACCUGCAUCGGGACCAGGUUCAAGUAACAAGCGGGAAGAGGCGGUGGACAAGAAGGAAGAGCCACCGAAGAAGAAGCGGCGCGUUGCGUUAACGCGGGUGGGGGACCUCGCGAAUUCGUGAUCCAUGAUGCACGAUGGCUUUGCCUGACGAAAUGUGACGCUUGUUAUUUACGAUGUAUGACUGACUUCCGUUCUGCCUUUUCCUUGUUCUCUUCUUUCUGCAUUUAUACUGCCUGCCUCUUGUGACUCAACGUCGACUCAUCGCGUUCCGAUUGACCAGCUACCUUUUUUGCACCAAUUUACCACCUAGUUCAGCUUUUACGAUAUGCUCUCCUUUAGUUUCUCAAGUCUCUUAGUAGCAUUCAUGCAUCUGCCACGUUUUACGAAUUGCAUCGCAGAUCACUCAUGCUCUACGCUUUGUGUACGUCGAAAUGGCCAUAGACGAUACGGCACAUCCG
This is a messenger RNA of Coniophora puteana RWD-64-598 SS2, 2711 nucleotides long. Its product is annotated as WD40 repeat-like protein. Gene Ontology annotation, biological process: nucleosome assembly; DNA replication-dependent chromatin assembly. Lineage: Eukaryota; Fungi; Basidiomycota; Agaricomycetes; Boletales; Coniophoraceae. The transcript is spliced from 7 exons. The record is from RefSeq and is a predicted model, not a curated record. Gene Ontology annotation, cellular component: nucleus; CAF-1 complex. Gene Ontology annotation, molecular function: protein binding. Bases 59 to 2374 code for a protein of 771 amino acids.